Austrofundulus limnaeus is the source of this 2244-nucleotide messenger RNA. Its product is annotated as E3 ubiquitin-protein ligase TRIM21. Gene Ontology annotation, biological process: protein ubiquitination. Gene Ontology annotation, molecular function: ubiquitin-protein transferase activity; protein binding; zinc ion binding. The transcript has a single exon. The coding region runs from base 316 to 1938 and encodes 540 amino acids. NCBI's taxonomy places the organism in Eukaryota, Metazoa, Chordata, Actinopteri, Cyprinodontiformes, Rivulidae. The record is from RefSeq and is a predicted model, not a curated record.
UUUUCUACCUGGGUUACUGAGAUGCAUCAGGACAGUUGUAAAUAUAUUUACCGGUAAGUAGUUUUGAAAUGUAUAAAUGUUACAAAAACUACAAUUCGUAGCAAGCGUCUCCUGAAUGAGCUGAACUUUGUGCUGUUUCAGCGGAUUUAUAAAUAGCUAAAAUAUCACAAAGUCUGCAGAUGUAACUUGAUGCCAAUAAAAAUAAAAGCAGUAAAACAAGAGUCUGACUCAGCAGUCAGACAGUUAACCUUUAGGAUUUAGAUGAAGUGAAAUUUUAAUAACUUCUGAACCUGUUGUUGAUUCUAGAGUUCAGAAAUGUCUGCUGGUCUGUGGUGUGAGGAUCAGUUCCUGUGCUCCAUCUGUCUGGACCUGUUCACGGAUCCGGUCACCCCACCAUGUGGACACAACUUCUGUAAAACUUGCAUCACCCAAUACUGGGAUGGUAAUGAUUUAUACAACUGUCCUCUGUGUAAAGAACGGUUCUCCUCCAGGCCUCAGCUCAGAGUCAACACCUUCAUUCAAGAGAUGGUUGCCCAGUUCAGGCAUGAAGCUCAACAAGCUGCAGAGCCAGGAGAAGUUCCCUGUGAUGUCUGCACUGGAACCAAACUAAAGGCCAUGAAGUCCUGCAUGGUGUGUCUGGCCUCCUACUGUCAGACUCACCUGAAGCCUCAUCUGACAGCGUCACAUCUAAAAAGGCACCAGCUGCUGGAUCCCAUAGUGAACCUGGAGGACAGGAUAUGUUUGAAGCACGAUAAACCUCUGGAGCUGUUCUGUAAGACCGACCAGACCUGUGUCUGUUCGCUGUGCCCAGUUCUGGACCACAAGACUCAUGAGUUUGGUCCUCUGAGAGAAGAAUGUGAAGGAAAGAAGGCAGAGCUGAGGAAGACAGAGGCUGAAGUUCAGCAGAUGAUCCAGAACAGAUGGCUGAAGAUCCAGGAAAUCAAAGAGUCGCUGAAGAUCAGUAAAGCUGCUGCAGACAGAGUAAAAGCAGAAGGUCUUCGGGUCUUCACUGAUCUGAUGGACUCUGUUGAGAGGAGCAAGAAGAGCUUCAUGAAGGAGGUGGAAGACAAACAGAAAACUACAGAGAAACAGGCUGAAGACUUCAUCAAAGACCUGGAACAGGAGAUCUCUGAGCUGAUGAAGAGGAGCUCUGAGGUGAAGCAGCUCUCACGCUCUGAAGACCACCUCCACCUCCUCCAGAGCUUCAGAUCCCUGAAACCUGUUCCACCCACCAAGAACUGGACCAUGGUCCAAGUUGAUCCUCCAUCAUAUGAGGGGACUGUGGUGAGAGCUGUGGCUCAGCUGCAACAGGACCUCAGGAAGAAAAUGAAAAUGAUGUUUGAGUCUGAGCUAAAGAGGGUCCAGAGGUUUGAGGUGGAUCUGACUCUGGAUCCUGAAACUGCUCAUCCUACACUCAUCUUGUCUGAUGAUGGAAAACAAGUUCACUGUGGUGAUGUGUGGAAGAAGCUUCCAGACAACCCAGAGAGAUUUACCAAAUGUGUUUCUGUUUUAGGGACUCGGAGUUUCUCUUCAGGCAAAUUUUAUUUUCAAGUUCAGGUUAAAGGAAAAACUAGGUGGGAGUUAGGAGUGGCCAGAAAGUCCAUCAAGCGGAAACAAAAUUUCAUACCGAGUCCUGGGGAUGGUUUCUGGACCAUUUGGUUAAGAAAUAAAAACAAAUACACAGCUUUUGAUGAUCCUCCAGUCUGUCUCAGUCCUCAGUCUGGUCCUGGGAAGGUGGGGGUGUUUGUAGAUUAUCAGGGGGGUCUGGUCUCCUUUUAUGAUGUUGAUGCUGCAGUUCUGAUCUACUCUUUUACUGGCUGCUGCUUCACUGAAGAACUCUACCUGUACUUCAGUCCUGGUCAUAAUGACAGAGGUAAAAACUCACGUCCUCUGAUCAUUUGUCCUGUCAAUGAAUCAUCCAAAUGUAUCCUUUCAUGAAGCUUCAUUAACAAGUUUGAAGAAACAAGUCAACAGUUCAGUUCAGAGCUGGAUUUAUUUCUUUUCUCCACAUUUAUUCAUUUAUUUUUUUUAUUUAAAACACAUAAUUUCAUCAAAUUCUUUUUAUUUUCAGUUUUCUCUCAAACGUUCACCUUCCAAUUUAAAAUCAAACUGGAGACCAAAUAGUUUUUUUGACACUUGAGUUUUACAGUCGUUCUGGUUCAGAAGUUUGUGUUUUUUCUGAUUACAGCUGUAAAUUUGAAGUCUGAUAAUUAUUGAAUUUAAAAAAUAAAAACACAAACUGUU